This is a messenger RNA of Arvicanthis niloticus (Nile rat), 1999 nucleotides long. It is a transcript of the gene Snai2, whose product is annotated as snail family transcriptional repressor 2. Gene Ontology annotation, biological process: regulation of DNA-templated transcription. NCBI's taxonomy places the organism in Eukaryota, Metazoa, Chordata, Mammalia, Rodentia, Muridae. Gene Ontology annotation, molecular function: DNA-binding transcription factor activity, RNA polymerase II-specific; RNA polymerase II cis-regulatory region sequence-specific DNA binding. The record is from RefSeq and is a predicted model, not a curated record.
AGUCGGGCAGGGUGACUUCAGAGGCGCCUGUCUGUCCCCUGUCGCACCUGAGCCACCGUGAUGCUAUAGGACCGCCGCCUGGACCGUUAUCCGCCCGCGCCUGCCCGCCGCCACUAUGCCGCGCUCCUUCCUGGUCAAGAAACAUUUCAACGCCUCCAAGAAACCCAACUACAGCGAACUGGACACACACACAGUGAUCAUUUCCCCAUAUCUCUAUGAGAGCUACUCCAUGCCUGUCAUACCAAAACCAGAGAUACUCACCUCAGGAGCAUACAGCCCUAUUACUGUAUGGACAGCAGCAGCAGCUCCGUUCCAUUCCCCUCUACCCAGUGGCCUUUCUCCUCUUACUGGAUACUCCUCAUCCUUGGGGCGUGUAAGCCCCCUGCCUUCCUCUGACACUUCAUCCAAGGAUCACAGUGGUUCAGAAAGUCCCAUUAGUGAUGAAGAGGAGAGACUGCAGCCCAAGCUUUCAGACCCCCAUGCCAUUGAAGCUGAGAAGUUUCAGUGCAAUUUAUGCAAUAAGACCUAUUCUACUUUCUCUGGGCUGGCCAAACAUAAGCAGCUGCACUGUGAUGCCCAGUCAAGGAAAUCGUUCAGCUGCAAAUACUGUGACAAGGAAUAUGUGAGUCUGGGUGCCCUGAAGAUGCACAUUCGGACCCACACAUUGCCUUGUGUCUGCAAGAUCUGUGGCAAGGCUUUCUCCAGACCCUGGCUGCUUCAAGGACACAUUAGAACACACACUGGGGAAAAGCCUUUCUCUUGCCCUCACUGCAAUAGAGCUUUUGCAGACAGAUCAAACCUGAGGGCACAUCUGCAGACCCACUCUGAUGUAAAGAAAUACCAGUGCAAAAACUGCUCUAAAACCUUCUCCAGAAUGUCGCUUCUGCAUAAACAUGAGGAGUCUGGCUGCUGUGUGGCACACUGAGUGGCGCAACCAGUGUUUACUCAAACAGAAUGCAUUUCUUCACUCCAAUGACAAAUGAAAGUCCAAAGACAUUUUCUCGUGUGCUUACCAACCAAAUAAUAUGUAUAAAAAUACAAAGGAUCUCUCUCUCUCUCUCUCUCUCUCUCUCUCUCUCUCUCUCUCUCUCUCUCUCUCACACACACACACACACACACACACACACACACACACACACACACUACAGAACAGAAUCUAUAUACUUAAAGUUAAUCCAUUCUAUGUGAAGUUUAAAAUUUUAUUUACUGACAGCUAGAUUGAAAGGAUAAAACAUAAGAAUCUUUCUCUUUAAAGAUGAAGUGAAAAGCACAUUGCAUCUCUUCUUAAUAAGAAAGAAUACAGAGAUAUACACUGCUGCCAAACCAUUUCAACCAAAGGAACAGUAUUACUUCUUAAUAGAAUUGUAAUAGUGUUUCCCAGAGGAAGAGCGUCUGCCAGACACAAUCUCAGGUGCCUUAUAAAGUACUCCAAGUUUACUUCCUUAGACGUAUGAUGCCUGGUUGUCAUCUGUGAAUGAAAACCUUUCUGGAUUACUUACAAUGUUUUAAAACUAUAUUGUUCAGAGGAAAAAACACAAGAAACAGAACAGAAGAGAAUGUAUUAAAGUAUUCUUGUUUUGUUUCAUUUUUGCCAUGUGUGCCUUGGAAGAGGAGGGAAGAAGAAGCUUCAAACAUUCCCGGUGCGUGUCCCAUGUCUUUCUUUUUUUAAAAAAAAUCUCAAUGUUUUAUAAUACAAAGUAAUGAAAAUGUGCAAAAGAGUUUCUUAGACAUUCAGUAAUGUACUUAGACUUUUGAAAAUUCGUAUGAUGGAUGCAAUAACGCAAUACCCUUCCAAGUGCCUGUUUUAAUGAAUUGUGUAGUUGAUGAACUGAUGUAAAUUUGUGUUUAUUUUUAUACAACUGAAUGAACUCUGUAUGAAAAGGAGGUAUGGUUAAUAGCCAUGCCUAUAUUCAACCAGAAUAAUUGUGAAAUCAAUGUCCUUUUUAAAAAAGUAAUUUUCAAGGUCUCUUUUUUUUACAAUAAACAUUUUUGACUAGAA